Rosa chinensis is the source of this 1889-nucleotide messenger RNA. Its product is annotated as betaine aldehyde dehydrogenase 1, chloroplastic. Gene Ontology annotation, molecular function: oxidoreductase activity, acting on the aldehyde or oxo group of donors, NAD or NADP as acceptor. The coding region runs from base 53 to 1564 and encodes 503 amino acids. Lineage: Eukaryota; Viridiplantae; Streptophyta; Magnoliopsida; Rosales; Rosaceae. The transcript is spliced from 15 exons. The record is from RefSeq and is a predicted model, not a curated record.
GUAUCUCAGCUAAAAUCAGAGUUGAACUAAAACUCACAGAGAGUGUGUGAAAAUGGCGAUCCAAAUUCCGAGCCGGCAACUCUUCAUCGGCGGCGAGUGGAGGGAACCAGUUCUCAAGAAACGCAUCCCUGUCAUCAACCCAGCCACCGAACAAGCCAUCGGGGAUAUUCCGGCAGCUACUGCUGAAGAUGUGGAGAUUGCGGUGGAGGCGGCUCGGAAAGCCCUUGCCAGGAACAAGGGGAAAGAUUGGGCUUCGGCACCGGGGGCGGUUCGUGCUAAGUAUUUGCGAGCCAUUGCUGCUAAGAUAACAGAGAGGAAAUCUGAGCUUGCGAAACUUGAAGCAAGUGAUUGUGGAAAACCACUGGAUGAAGCCGUAUGGGACAUGGAAGAUGUGGCCGGGUGUUUUGAGUACUACGCGGACCUUGCUGAAGGUUUGGAUAAACAGCAAAAGCUUUCUAUUUCACUUCCAAUGGAAACGUUUAAAUCUCAUGUUCUGAAGGAGCCCAUCGGGGUUGUUGCGUUGAUUACUCCAUGGAACUACCCUUUAUUAAUGGCUACGUGGAAGGUAGCUCCUGCCUUGGCUGCUGGGUGUGCUGCAAUACUGAAGCCGUCUGAGGUGGCAUCGGUAACUUGUUUGGAGCUAGCUGAGGUGUGUAGAGAGAUUGGUCUUCCUCCUGGUGUCCUCAAUAUUCUGACUGGGCUGGGCCAUGAAGCUGGCGCUCCUUUGGCAUCUCACCCCCAUGUUGAUAAGAUUGCAUUUACUGGAAGUACUCUCACAGGGAGCAAGAUUAUGUCAGCAGCGGCUCAACAGGUCAAGCCUGUUUCUUUGGAGCUUGGAGGGAAAAGCCCAAUUGUUGUUUUUGACGAUGUUGAUAUUGACAAAGCUGCUGAAUGGACGGCCUUUGGCGUCUUUUGGACAAACGGUCAGAUUUGCAGUGCAACAUCCCGUCUUAUAGUGCAUGAAAGCAUCGCUGCAAAAUUCGUAGACAGACUUGUUGAAUGGUGCAAAAACAUCAAGAUUUCAGAUCCUAUGGAAGAAGGUUGCAGGCUUGGCCCUGUUGUUUCUGAAGGGCAGUAUCAGAAAAUAUUGAAGUUCAUCUCAACAGCUAAGAGUGAAGGCGCAAAAGUUUUGUCUGGUGGGGUUCGUCCUGAGCAUCUAAAGAAAGGAUUUUAUGUUGAACCAACCAUCAUAACCGAUGUCAAAAACUCCAUGCAAAUUUGGAGAGAAGAAGUUUUCGGACCUGUUCUUUGUGUCAAAACAUUCAGUUCAGAAGAAGAAGCUAUUGAAUUAGCAAAUGACACCCAAUUUGGCUUGGGUGCUGCUGUCAUAUCGAAUGAUUUAGAAAGGUGUGAGCGCGUUGCUAAGGCCUUUCAGGCAGGAAUUGUCUGGAUCAAUUGUUCACAACCAUGCUUCACUCAGGCUCCUUGGGGAGGCAACAAACGUAGUGGUUUCGGGCGUGAAUUAGGGACAUGGGGACUUGAUAAUUACAUGACCGUGAAGCAGGUUACUCAAUAUAUAUCUGAUGAACCUUGGGGUUGGUACAAGUCGCCUUCAAAACUGUGAAAGUUUCCUACAAAGGAACCGGGUAAACUGUAAGCUUGCUGAUAUAGAUGAAAUAAGGGGUUAAUUGUACUAAAUUGGAUGUAAGAAUUUUCUGAAAUAACUAGUAAAAGCUUUGUAACUGUGGGUUCACAUGUUUUGAAUUCAGAGGUACAUCGAGGGUAAUAGUGAUAUAUUAGCUGUGUUGCAGUGACAGUGUCAGUCACUUGUGGGAUAGUACAACUUGUAUGUGAAAGGAUUAAGGAUUACAAUAAGUUCUGUAGGCUGGAUCUAACGUUGGAAGGUGGAACAUAUGCAAAACUAGCCCAAAGUCUUGGGUUGUUCUUAA